Molecule: messenger RNA, 753 nt
Organism: Fusarium coffeatum
Lineage: Eukaryota; Fungi; Ascomycota; Sordariomycetes; Hypocreales; Nectriaceae
Exons: 2
Coding region: 1-753 (250 amino acids)
Cellular component (GO): Mis6-Sim4 complex
Source: RefSeq, a predicted model, not a curated record
AUGUCAUCUCGUGCAUCUGCGCCUACAAUACCGGCGCUGAAACAAGCAUUUCUUACCAACCAAACUACACUUCUCGCCCAACCUCUUGCUCCAUCUCGCUCAUGGCAAGCCGCCAACGACGCGUCCGAUGAAGCUCUCCCUGAGCGCGUCGUCGAAGACGUCCUUUUUAGCCUCAAUCACACUAUCCAGCAGCAUUGCCGUCGCGUCUAUGCCCCACAGGCUAGUCGAAAUAUCGCCGAGCAGAUUGACAGUGUCUACACACAGGAUGCGGAGCGCAAAGUAGGAGGCCCGGCUGAUACUGAAGGUGGUAUAGGUAGAGAGCUUGAUCUCACCGAUCAAGAGGCCAUCGAAGCAUUGCCUGCUUCUUGGCAUAUAGAGAAGGAUGUCGAGGACCAUCCUAUGGAAGUCAAGCGCUACGCGGAUGCUGUUAGCCGACUCACUGAACUCAAUGACCAACGCAAGCAAUUGCGAGAGCAAGUCGCACGUCUGAAGCAUCUCCAGACCAUUGUAAAGCCCCUGCAGAUGACGGACAAUGGCGUUGGUAUUCAGGAGAAUCUCCUUACUCGCAAUGGCCCUGUUGAGAAGGAGCUUGAGAAGAUGCGCUUCUUGCUGGCAAGAGUCGGUGGUCGCGUACACGCCCUACCCGAAGAAGCUCCUAACGGUGUCUCGAAGGAAAUUAGUCUUUCGGAGACUGGUUCCCAGGGCCGGAAGAGGCGUGUCGACCAAUUCCUUGCUGAUGAAGUGUUCCAAUGA